Messenger RNA from Cuscuta campestris, 587 nucleotides. The record is from the annotation of a GenBank genome assembly. NCBI's taxonomy places the organism in Eukaryota, Viridiplantae, Streptophyta, Magnoliopsida, Solanales, Convolvulaceae.
CCUGUUUGUUUCCCAAGAAACCUGCCACAUUGCCACAAUUAUUCGCCCUAGAAUGACUCAAAACAUCGCUUAAAAAUUUCUCCUCACUGAAUCCAUGGCGUCUGAAUCCGACUCCACGCAAGUCUCCAACGAAGUCCAAACUGAUGUUCUCUAUGCAGCUCGACUAUCAUGCUAUAAGGCGCGCGACGAAUUCUAUGCAUGCUUGGAGAAAGAGUCUCGCAAGAAAGCCACUGAAAUUGCAACUGUUGGCCUGCUUUACCCGGUGGAUUGCAAAAAAUCCAGGGGUGAAUUUGUGAAGCAAUGCCGACCCAGCUGGGUAAAACACUUCGAUAGGCAGUACUGUGCCAAGAAGAGGGUUCACAGGCUGUUGGAUGAUGAUAAUGAGUCAAGGAGAGGUCCGUUGGUACUCCCACAGCCUUACACAUUUAAGCCCCCUAGUUCAAGCUAAUAUUCAAAGUACGCAAUGUGGUUAUGCCGGAAUCAUAGUUUUUAUCAUUGACUACUGCUUUUGCCUGGGGCUAUAAUAAUACUCUGUGCUUGGCAACUUAGGAAAAUGGAAGUUUGGUCAAUGAAAAAUGAGGUCUAAU